AUGCCGACGCCUGACAACAUGACGGUUCAUCGAACCGUUCGAAACGACGGGCAAGAAUAUCUCGAUCGCCUAGACAUAGGCAAAGAAGUACCCGCAGAAAUCGAGGAGCACCUUGUAAAGCUCUACUUUACUUGGCAGGAUCCAGCCUCGCAUGUGGUACAGCGGAACAUGUACGAGAGCGCAAAGUUGCGAUGGCAAGAGGGAACAGACACUCCAUACUACUCUGAAGCCCUUCGAAAUGCGAUCUGUGCUCUGGGGGCUGCAUUCGAAGCUCGUCAUCACCCCACUUUCGUCACGUUCCCAAAGUCCCUUGCCGACUUCUUCGCGGAUAGGGCAAAGGCCUUAGUUGAUAUCGAGCUAGAUAGUCCGUCUAUCGCGACGGUGCAAGCUAUGGUGAUUCUAAGUGGCCAUGACAUUGGGUGCAAGCGAGAUGCUCGUGGAUGGCUCUACAGCGGAAUGGCAAUGCGCCUUGCGUUUGACUUGGCCCUUCACGUCGACAUGACACAAUAUGUGAAGAGGGGGUCCAUCAGCGAGGCCGAAGCUGACUUACGAAAAACAGUCUUUUGGGGGGCAUAUACCGCGGAUCAGUUGUGGGGAUUCUAUCUUGGCCGCCCAUUCCGUAUCAACAUGGAAGAUGUCACGGCCGCAAAGCCUGGAAAUUCCACGACAGAGAGUGACCAGGGGCAAUGGGCUGCGUACAUAUCGGCGGCUUCGCCAGGGCAAGCCCAACCGGACUUUUCAGAAGAGCUAGGUCGUCAACGGGCUUUGUUGUGCGAAACAAUGGCACCGCUUGGUCACGCGCUGUACGGAAGUCGGACUAUUCCCUCUCACGUUUUGCAAGAGAUGAAUCAGAGAACCGUGGAAGAACUGGAAGAUUGGAAAAACAGGUUGCCUUUAGCCCUUCAAGUCAAUUUGGGCGAAUCCGACGAGACAACGGCUUACUUGCCGCAUGUGCUGCUGUUGCAUACUAUCAAGCAGUUAUUCACGCCCAUCGACCAUGGAUGUCAAAGCAUUACAUACAACCCCAGCCGCCUCGUGGGCCGGGCCACAGCCACGCCCGGAAGGCUUGCAUUGAGUCCGGUAUAG
Colletotrichum karsti is the source of this 1086-nucleotide messenger RNA. RefSeq lists its product as uncharacterized. The record is from RefSeq and is a predicted model, not a curated record. Gene Ontology annotation, biological process: DNA-templated transcription. Gene Ontology annotation, molecular function: DNA binding; zinc ion binding. Lineage: Eukaryota; Fungi; Ascomycota; Sordariomycetes; Glomerellales; Glomerellaceae. The transcript is spliced from 6 exons. Bases 1 to 1086 code for a protein of 361 amino acids.